Nematocida ausubeli is the source of this 2274-nucleotide messenger RNA. RefSeq lists its product as uncharacterized. The transcript has a single exon. Bases 1 to 2274 code for a protein of 757 amino acids. The record is from RefSeq and is a predicted model, not a curated record. NCBI's taxonomy places the organism in Eukaryota, Fungi, Microsporidia.
AUGCACGAUUUGAAAGAGUACGGCGAAGAGCAGCUGCUAGAGCUGUCGCAUCUGCUUCAGAUGGAAAUAAGCGAAAAAACAGACCCAUCAGAAAUAGCAGCAAAGUUAACAGAAGAUGUUAUUGAAUCAGUUGAGAAAACAAACAUAGCAGAAAAAGCAGAGUCUCUAGGGGGAAGUAAAAUUAGGAGCAUUCGCGUUGUAUAUUCCUUAGUGAUCACAGCCCUCUACGACAAAAUAGUUAAGAACCACCCAGAAAGGAUUGUUGAAAUAUUUCCGUACAUAGAAGGACGGAUCCGUGAUAAAGACAGGCGAAUUAGGCAGCAUGUAGUUUCAUUUGUCUUCAGGAAUGUGACGGCUUUAACAAGUGAAAAUAUAAACCUGCAUAUUAUAACGAAAACCAUUAUAGACCUUCUGAAGAACAGAAAUAAGCAAGUGAGGUUCUUCUAUUUGAAGAUGAUUUCAUCAAAUACAAAUGCAUUUGCGGAGAUGAUGUCUCUAAGAGACGUAAAGUAUCUGGUGAACACACUGGCUUUGCUAUGCGAGUGCUACCAGCAGGAAAAAAGACCUAUUGCAGGGCUCAUGCGAAGGGCAGUUGCAAUAUGCGCACGGCUGAAGUAUUUAGGGAAGCUGCAGCUUAUUGGGAUGUUUCCACUCUUUGAGGCUUGCGACUUCUCGUCUGCAGAGAUCCUUCCGUUCGUACAGAAGUUGUAUAAGAGAUGCGAAAAGGAGCUUGUGAAUACAGGAUUUAUUCGGACACUGGAGGAGCACAGAGAGAGAAAUAAGCACGGGCACAUAUACAGAAACCUUCUUCUGCUGCUGCAGCACGGACUAAACCAAAAGCUAAGUAUAUUCGAGAAAUACAGUGCUGAUGUAUACAGCAUAGAUGUGGAGGAGACACGGCUGCACAUCUUCAAACUCUUAAGAGAGUCAAAGUACAACACAAACCCUUCCUUAUUUCUGUCAGAUGUAAAGAACAUGUUUAAUGUCCUGCCAGAGCGAAAGUCCCCAGAUCUGUGCGAAAUUCUUCUUGCUGCUUACUUUGCAUACGUGCAGGAGGGUCUUGUUUCUCUGGGGGAGUUCAAAGACAAAGUUAUGUACACGUUCAAAACGGAGAAGCAUUCAAAGCAAGGAAUUCUCUCCUUCUUGGACUCUCUUGUAAAGACUGUGCAGAUGAAGAACCCGCAGCAGCCCAGUAAUAGUACUCUAGGAGCAGGACCAUCCACUCUAAAUCCAUCAAAUAUCUCAACUGCCCCUAUUACUGCUUCUUUAAACAACCAAUCUGAAGUAUUUUCUCUUCAGAGCAUAAAUCUAACACAAAGUGAUCUACUGCAAGAAGAAGGCGGCCUGCAGAUAAACAGAGAGGGUGAUAUGAAUACGAAUGAGAACUACAGUGACCUAAACAAGAGUAAAGAGGUCAUAGAGAAGAGACCCUCCAGUGAGGUAAGUGCAGAGCUGGCGCAGACUCUGUUCUCGCUCAUAAAAGAAAUUCUUCAUCAUCUGGUGGAGCACAAAGAAGAAGAGCUUGAACUAUUCCUGAACUAUUUCAAUCCAUUUGAAUACAGCACAGGCCUGCCGCUCUACUCAAUCACGAACACAGUUACGUUUUACUGCGUGCUUUGGUACGUCCACACGAUUCAGCCACAGAGCACACUGCCAGAUCCAUGCGCACCUACCUCUGUGCAGAUACAGAAGAUCACGCACUGUGACUUUGACAUUUCGCUUGAGUUUUAUUCCGUGCUGUACAUUCUUGCAGAAACAUCCAGCCAGUUCAUGAGCACUCUUAAAGACGAGAUGUUUGUGCAGAUUUCAGUGUACAUAGAGAGUGCUUUGAGCAGUAUCCGUGGCUCAAGAGACUAUCUCCUCUCAAACUACAACGAAUUAUCGUACUCAAUUGAUGGGCUGAUUUCCCAGCUGGACAAAAAGAACUGCACGCAAGAGGCAACACAGCAGAUACUCAAACAUAAUAUUUCCUCAGUCGUAUCCCUUCUUCUGUACCUCUUGAAUGCACCGAACACCCAGAGGAGCAUGCAGGCCAUCAAAGAGUACGCAUGCACAGUGCAAAUCAAGCCAGCAGACAUUGAAAUAGCCAAGAAGUACGGAAUUAUCUCAGCAAAAACAAUGCGCAAGUUUGAGAAGUUCAUGAGCAUGACAAACAAAGAAACAAAAGCAUCUGCAGCUGAAAUAGACCUAUCCUCUGUUACAGAGCACUCCAUAUCAACCAAUCUGGACACAAAUAUUAUAGAAGGAAUGUCCAAGAUAGAUGAUAAUAAAUAG